This is a messenger RNA of Spinacia oleracea (spinach), 632 nucleotides long. RefSeq names its product thioredoxin-like protein CXXS1. Gene Ontology annotation, molecular function: protein-disulfide reductase activity. The coding region runs from base 28 to 384 and encodes 118 amino acids. The transcript has 3 exons. The record is from RefSeq and is a predicted model, not a curated record. Lineage: Eukaryota; Viridiplantae; Streptophyta; Magnoliopsida; Caryophyllales; Amaranthaceae.
AGGAAGAGGAAAAAAAAGCAAGAGGAAAUGGGUGAGCAAAACAAAGAAAUCACAAGGUCAAGAGUUGUGAAGGUUGAGUCAGAAAAAUCAUGGGACUCCUUCACAAACCAAGCCGAAAAGCAAGGGUUACCGGUUGUGGUGCACUUUACGGCUACUUGGUGCAUGCCUUCGGUUGCAAUGAACCCAUUUUUUGAAGAAUUGGCUUUAAAAAACCCUUUUGCCCUUUUACUAUUAGUCGAUAUUGAUGAAAUGAUGAAUGUGGCAAAGAAGGUGGGAGUAAAGGCCAUGCCAACCUUUUUGAUGAUGAAGGAUGGUGUUGUAGAGGACAAACUCGUAGGAGCCAAUCCACAAGAAAUGAAGAAGAGGGUUGGUAGCUUUGUCUAGCCUAGUCAAUAGUCCAUAUCGAUCUAUUGAUGAUAUAAUCUCUCGUUCCGGAACUAAUAAUUUGUCACCUCGAUGUUGUAAUAUACUAAUAUCAGAUCAGUGUGUGACAAUUGAAUUGGAACGUUGGUAAUAGUCAUUUGUAUAUUCUAUUAUAUAAAGUUCUUUUUUUCACUUGUAAGUCAUUGAGUUCAUCUCUUAAUUUGUAAAUCAAUUGAUGAUCCACUAAUGGCGGCUUGGGGCAAUAAAAU